Molecule: messenger RNA, 2339 nt
Organism: Cololabis saira (Pacific saury)
Lineage: Eukaryota; Metazoa; Chordata; Actinopteri; Beloniformes; Belonidae
Product: zinc finger protein 260-like
Exons: 4
Coding region: 1-1845 (614 amino acids)
Cellular component (GO): nucleus
Source: RefSeq, a predicted model, not a curated record
AUGCAGAGCCUGUGGCUGGGUGUGACUUCCGGGGAGAUACUGUCCAGGUUGACACCAUCUAGGGUUUCUGGCAAUAGAUCACAAAUUGCCUUCAUCCGAAAAGAGCGACUAACAGCAGCUGCUGUAGAGAUAUUGUCAGUGUUUGAAAAAACCAUCUUGGAGUAUGAAGAAGAGCUCGACCGUCAGCGCAGACUGUUGGACCUCGCCUGGAAACCUGAAAUCAGACUCCACAGAGUCGAACUCCCACGAGAGAAUGUUUGUAAGGUGGAGGAGGACGGGGUUUUCAGUGACCAGCACCUCGAUAACCUGGAGAGGAGCUGCAGCCCGGACCAGGAGGAACCAGAGAGGAGCUGCAGCCCGGACCAGGAGGAACCAGAGAGGAGCUGCAGCCCGGACCAGGAGGAACCAGGGCAUCCACAGACUCCAGAACUGGAGGAAGACUCCAGUCGUCAGGAGAUCAAGCACGAGGACGUAGAGGUGGAUGUCUCAUUGGUCAAUGUCGCUGAUGUGAAAGUUGAAAAUGGUGAACCAGGACCAAACUGUGGCCAGCUGCCGUUGCACACUUCUCCUGAAGCCCAAAUCAAGGAUGAGGAAGGAACUGAAAGUUUACGCUCAGACUCCAGUAAAACUGCAGAUGAGAAUACAUCUGACCACGAAUAUGUCCCGUCAGACAGCAACUGUAAAUCAAGGCUGACCAGGACCCACACGAGGAAGAAGGCGUUUUCUUGCAGCACCUGCAGUAAAAAGUUCAGUUCAAGUCGUUAUUUAAAGAAUCACGUGAGGAUCCACACUGGCGAGAGGCCGUACCUGUGCAACACCUGCGGAAAAUCGUUUAGUGAAUCAAAAACAUUCAAGCAGCAUAAAAUGAUACACACGGGCGAGAAGCCCUACGUCUGCAAAACAUGUGGAAAACGUUACAGGCAAAAACCCCACCUGGUGCUUCACUUGAGGAUCCACACGGGUGAGAUGCCCUACAUCUGCAAAACAUGUGGAAAAGGUUACAGGCAAAAUUCCCACCUGGUGGUUCACUCGAGGACCCACACUGGCGAAAGGCCGUACCUUUGCAACACCUGCGGAAAGACCUUUGCUGUAUCAACACUUCUUAAACGCCACAUAACCACGCACACGGGCGAGAAACCCUACAUCUGCAAAACAUGUGGAAAGAGUUACAGGCAACGUGCCCACCUGGUGGUUCACUCGAGGAUCCACACCGGCGAAAGGCCGUACCUUUGCAACACCUGUGGAAAAACCUUUAUUGAUUCAUCAGCUCUUAAAAGCCACAUAAACACGCACACAGGCGAGAAGCCCUACAUCUGCAAAACGUGUGGAAAAGGUUUCGCACAACGUUCCAACCUCGUGGUUCACUUGAGGACCCACACCGAUGAAUGUUCAUACCUGUGCAACACCUGCGGAGAACCCUUUCCUAAUUUUUCAGAUCUUAACCAGCAUCUAACCACGCACGCCGGUGAAUGUCCGUACAUUUGCAGCACCUGCGGAGAAUCCUUUCCUAAUUUUUCAGAUCUUAACCAGCACCUAACCACGCACGCCGGCGAGAAGCUAUAUUUGUGCGAGACGUGCAACGAAGGUUUUGAUUCCAUAAUUGAUUUGCUGAGUCACAUGAAAAGUCACCCGGAGGAGCAGCUGUCCAAUCCUGUCUGGCCCACAGAAGAAGAACCCGCAGAAGUCCAACCACCACCUCCGGAGGAGCAGCUGUCCACUCCUGUCUGGCCCACAGAAGAAGAACCCGCAGAAGUCCAACCACCACCUCCUGUGGCUGAUGAGCCUAAUCCCCUCCCCACAAUGGUUGCAGGAUCAACCCGGAUUUAUGCUUCUCCGUCAACUUGACGCAGAGAGAACGAUGUGGUUGUGUACUUUUUUUAAAGUUCUGCCUUGAGUUUGUUUAAAUCCCUGUUCCUUCUUAAAAUCAUAUAAUUUGUUGCUGUUGGUAACUUGCCGUCUCCACGGUGCAAAUAAAGAGCUGUUAGUAUGUGCUGAACUUUCUUUAUACGUGACAGUUUAUUUCGUUCAUCUACAAAGCCUCUCUCACACGUCCUUUUUUCCCGUCUGUUUCUUCACUCACAUUCUCUUUGUAAAAUUAAUCUGCAGCUCCAUGUUGUUAAACUCUCCAUCUACACCAUUUUGAGGUUAUAUAUUGUGACGUCAUACAUAGUUCGCUAAAAACUGUAAAAGGCUUUAUGCAUUUUGUAAUCUGUAAUCUGUAAGUAAUUUCAUUUUUGUAAGAGCGUGUAAACUGAUGGUAUCCUGAGUUAAAUAUACCAGCUGUGCCUCCCGCCCUCAUCUCCCCUCUGUGGGGUUGCUGGUGGCCUGGGUUCCGGGUU